This is a messenger RNA of Panicum virgatum (switchgrass), 1946 nucleotides long. RefSeq names its product CBS domain-containing protein CBSX6-like. The transcript has 2 exons. Lineage: Eukaryota; Viridiplantae; Streptophyta; Magnoliopsida; Poales; Poaceae. The record is from RefSeq and is a predicted model, not a curated record. The coding region runs from base 412 to 1629 and encodes 405 amino acids.
ACCCGCAUUAGCUGCCCACCCACACCCUUUGUCAUCAUCUUCUCCCCUUCCCCUGCGCGGCCACCCCCACCCCACCGCUCGGCCGUGUUUCUCGCGUCUCGUCUCGCUCCCGCAUUCGCAUCGCCCCCGCCUCCCAUCGUUCGUUCACCGGAGCCCAGCGCUCGUCGGACUCCGCCGCCCGCAAUUCCCCCUGCCCCUGGCUUUUAAUGGGCUUUCCCUCCCACCGACAUGGCCGGCGAUCCCCACACCCGCGCCGCCGGUGACCGCCCCGCCUCCUUCUCCUUCGCCGCCCCCGCUGCAGGAGGCGGACCCCGACCCAGACCCAGCCUCGGCCCCUCCAGCCUCCUGCUCCACCUGCUCCUCCUCCACUCGCUCUUAUAGCCCCAUCAGGCGCCCCGCGCGCGCCCGCGUAUGGCCGCCGUCUUCUUCCACCACGUCGUCGGCGACCUCACCGUCGGCAAGCCGGAGGUCGCGGAGCUCCACGACACCGACACGCUCGAUGACGCCGCGCGCGCCAUCGCUUCCAGCCCCGAGGGCGCCGUGCCGGUCUGGCGCCCGCGGGCCACGCCCGACGACCCGCCGUCCGGGGCCAGGUUCAUCGGGAUGAUCUCCGCGCUCGACAUCGCCGCGUUCGUGGCCGCCGCAGGGAUCGGGGACCGGGCCAUGCGAGCGGUCGUCGGCGAGGUCGUUCAGCCCAAUCCCGGGCUGCUCAGGGAGAUCGAUCCGGGUACCAGGCUGAUUGAUGCACUGGAGCUCAUGAGGCAUGGAGUGAAGCGCUUCCUUGUUCGCAAGAGUGGGAGCUGGAAAGGCAUUACCAAGAGGUUUUCAGUGCUUUAUAAUGGCAAGUGGCUGAAGAAUAUGGAAUCAACUUCUCCAAAUGCAGCCAGCAGCAGCAGACAGCUGUCCUCAUCUAUGGGUUUAGCAGACAAGUUUUGCUGCCUUUCAAGGGAAGAUGUUCUCCGGUUUCUAAUUGGAUGCCUUGGAGCUCUUGCGCCCAUCCCACUGACUCAGAUAUCUUCCCUCGGAGUCAUCAAUCCACAAUAUUGUUAUGUAGAAGCAUCUGCGCCUGCCAUGGAAGCAAUUGAGAAGAUCCCGCAGGACCCAUGCGCCGUUGCUGUAGUGGAAACGAUGCCAGAUGGAACUCGUAAGAUACUAGGCGACAUAUCUACUUACAAACUGUGGAAAUGUGACUAUGUUUCAGCAGCAUGGGCGCUGGCAAACCUGUCAGCCGGGCAGUUUGUCAUUGGCGCUGAUGAGAAUGCAGCGAUGUCCAUGUCUGUCCUCCCGGAGCCUCCUGUCAGCCCAUCAUCACCAGUGGAAGAAAUCAGUCCUGGGCGCUCACCCAGGGCGAAGAAGUUCAGCAGCAGGAGCAUCGGUUUCCAGGCGAACCAGAUGUCGGCGUGGCGGAUGCGGAGCUCGUUCCACCGGGGCAGGAGCACGCCACUGACCUGCAAGAGCACGAGCACCCUCGCGGCGGUCAUGGCACAGAUGCUGUCUCACCGGGCCACGCACGUUUGGGUGACGGAUGCAGAGUCGGAGGAGGACGGCGUUCUCGUCGGCGUGGUGGGCUAUACCGAUAUCUUCAAUGCCGCCACCCGGAGCACCUGCUCCAGCCCGACAACUUCUUGAUGGCUUGAUGCACCACACCGUAAUGUACAGUACUGUGCUUGGUUGAUUGGUUGGUGGUCGCCCCUGGGUGCACGCUUUGCACCGAACUGUAAACUGCACUUGGUUAGUCUGUUGGUUCGUUUGGAGAGUUUUAGAUAUUCUUGGUCUGCAUAGCGCAGGACUUGGUGGUAUAUUGUUGCAUUCGUUGGACGGUUCAAAUAAGGAUUGGGACUUGCCUGGGAGUCCACUCCAUUUUGCAUGCUGCCAAAUGUACUUAUGGAUGUUAGCUUGCUCUUUCCAUGUAUAGAGUAUAGUUGAGUUGCUGUGCAUGCUUUGAA